Molecule: messenger RNA, 876 nt
Organism: Podospora anserina S mat+
Lineage: Eukaryota; Fungi; Ascomycota; Sordariomycetes; Sordariales; Podosporaceae
Exons: 3
Coding region: 1-876 (291 amino acids)
Source: RefSeq, a predicted model, not a curated record
AUGACUGUCCAAGCAAUGGCACUACAGGCAGGCGUCACGGCUUGCUCUGUUGCCAAUCUUGUGGUCACAUCAUGUGCCAGCGCUGGUGCUCUCGCUACAACAGCUCCACUCGGGGAGAUGUUUGACUGCUUAUGCUGCUUCUCAGGCACGGCUAUCUACCCGGCAUACUCGUCAUGUGCAUCAUAUAUCUACAAUUCAGUGGAGGGGGCCACUUCGGCCUUUUCAGCAAUGUCGGUCAUCUGGGAUGGUUGCCUUUCUGUUAGUCCCAUCUGUUCCAACCGUCCAACGACCCCAAGGACGACCACGGUCGAUGCCAGCACCACCCGAGACGUAGUGACUGCUGGACCUUCAUCCACCCCCAGAGCCUGCGCCUCCUUCGCCAAUAUUGUACGAUCCUGCUCAAGCAAGAUCCCCAACUUCACCGCUAUCUCGGACAGAGAGCUGGCAGAGUGCAUGUGCUACGACCCUUUCGGCUCAUAUACGACCGUCGCGGAGGACUACGCGAGCACCUGUGCUGCCUGGGCGACAACAGGCAGGUCGACUGAUUACAGCAUCUUUGCGGCGUUUACUACAUUCUGUGAUGACUACCCACCUGGUGGAGCGACCAUCAGGGGAAGCAGCGGCGGCGGCAAUGAUAAUGGCGACAUCAUCCUCACCUCUGCCGGAAGCCGAAGCCUGAGGGGCAAUGGCAAUAUUGUUGAUCUCAUCCCGACUGCCUCACCGACUGAACCUCCACCCAAUGACGAAGAAUCCAACACAACCCCAACGCCUCCACCUUCGCCCUCUGGACCUUCCGGCGCCAUGUCCUUGCGAGAUGCAAGAUAUGGCCUGCUGAGCUGGAUCAUGCUGGCUUUGUCGGCAUAUAUGCUCUGUUGA